This is a messenger RNA of Drosophila santomea, 2645 nucleotides long. Its product is annotated as dynein regulatory complex protein 1 homolog. Bases 210 to 2441 code for a protein of 743 amino acids. NCBI's taxonomy places the organism in Eukaryota, Metazoa, Arthropoda, Insecta, Diptera, Drosophilidae. The transcript has a single exon. The record is from RefSeq and is a predicted model, not a curated record. Gene Ontology annotation, cellular component: axonemal dynein complex; axoneme. Gene Ontology annotation, biological process: cilium-dependent cell motility; axonemal dynein complex assembly; regulation of cilium movement.
UAAACAAACAGAAGACAAUAUUUUUGUUUUCACCGGAAAAAUCAGGCGCCAUGGGCAAUGGCCACGAAACCAAGGGAACCCGGGAUCCUUCGAUCAAACUUUUCCAGUCACACAACAAACCCCCUUGAUUUGGAGCACAGUUGCCUUCUGAAAUACCGCACAACAAAUCGAUUCUCAUAUAAAUCUCGACCUGGCAUAUAUUUUGAGCCAUGGACGACAACGAGGAUGAGCUGGAGGAGCACCAGGAGCUGGUCAGCGACGGCAGCGUCGAGGAGGAGGAGGAGGUCGAGCCCGAUCUCGGACCGGUGGACAGCUGGGAAUCCUUCAAUAACCGCAUCGAUGGGCUGAUCUUUAACGAACGCUGCGACAAGUCGGUGAAGAAGUUGGACGAACGCCGGCUGGCGAUUCUCAACCGGGUGCGUCAGCAGUUCCGCGAGGCGCCAAAGGGUGUCGCCGAACGUUGUCAGGCGCAGAAGUCGCCCAUAGACCAACAGCUGGAGGUGUCCAGCGAGCGACUAAACGAACUGGUGCGCUUCGGCAACGAGUUGGUGACCAAUGUCCGGGUGGCCAACGAACGAAGGGAGCUUAAUCGCCGACUCUUUGAGGCGACGCAGAAGAAUCAGGUGCAGUUGAAGCUGCAACGCGAGAGUGUGGAAACAAUGGCCCGCUUCGAGAACAUCAAGGCGCGCUGGACGGAGCUGGAGGAGACCAACGAGCCGAUGCUAUUGUGGGACCAAAUCGAAGAGCAAAAGAAACGCAUUGCCGAGAUCAUGGCCCGCAAGGAUGAGAUGAUAUCUGCCUGCCAAGCGGAGGUGGACCGCAUGAAUGCCAAGUACGAGUUCGAUCGCGAGCGGCAGGCCCAGGAUCUUUGUUGCCUGGUGGAGCGCGUUGAUCACCAGGUGGAGACGCUAAAGGAGGCCUACAAGGAGCACAUUCAAAUGCUGCGGCACACCAUCGAGGAGGAGCGGCAGAUCUUUGCCGACAGUGCGGUGGAGAAGUGGCGCACCUUCUUUGAUGCGAUGAACGCAAACUUUGACGAGAAGGCCAGUUUGGUGCGAGCACGUGAGCAGUUCUAUGCACGCCAAACGCAGCAGAUCAACGAGUCCCAGGAGGAGCUGACCAAGAGCACUCGAAUUCGACUGGAGAAGGAGUGCGAGAGGCUCGAGCUGGAGUUGCGUCGCACACGUGACAAUGUUCUGAUGAACUCCGAGAAGCUGGACUACAACUAUCAAGUGCUCCAGAAGCGGAACGAGGAGAACGUGAUCAUUAACAACCAGCAGAAGCGACGGGUGGCCCGCCUGCAUGAGGCAAUCGGACGCACACGGCGUGGCCUGAAGAAUCUUUACAACACGGGCAAGCGAAACAUAGCCCGUCUCUCCUCGGACAUCUACAAGCUGCACGCCAACAUCAACGAUAUGGAGUCGAAGGCCCAUCAGGCGAGGCUGAACAAUCGCGAGAAAUUCGAUCGCAUCUGGGAGAUCAACUACAAGGAGCUUAACCUGCUGGUAGAUCGGGUCUAUCACAUCGAUCGCAUCAUACACGAGCAGCAGCUGGCCAUGCCGUGGUCCAGUCCCGUGCCGCCCAUUCCAAAUAUCAACAAGGCAAAGAAGAGGCGCAAUAACAUUCUGGAGAAGUUUGACAUGCGAAUUGGGCGGGUUCCCAAGAACCGGGUGCUGCCCAAGUCGGCCGUACAUUACAAGCCGGAUAUCAAGGAGCUGCCCCCAGAAUCGCUACGUCUGAUGCGUAAUCUCAUUCGUAAGCUGUCCGAUCGCGGCGGUUUCCUUAUCGAGGAGAGACUGCUGAAGAUUCUUGAGCCGUAUUCCGAGGAGGACAAAUGCCUGGUGCGCAUCGACAAUAUCUUUGCAGCGCUACGCAUCCGUCAUCUGCGCGAUGUCAAGGAACUGACCAAGGUUUUCAUGCCGUACACCUACUGUCCGAACUGCCAACCACAGGGAUUGAGUCCACGCAAGUGUGCCGAGGUGUUCAUGAAGGAUCAAAAGCCCAAUCGGCUGCAGGGCAUGACGGGUGGCCAACCGGAUCAAAAGGAGCAUAGAUCCACAGGCGAAGCCUUUCUAACCAAGAGAGAGGAGGCGGCGAAGAGAUGCCACAAUCACUAUCUGGUCAUGGAGCCGGCACUCUGUCUGCACGCCAUGAAUCUCUUCACCUCCAAGAUGCACAAAAAGAUGUACGAACACGAACCGGGCAGCGUUCUCAAUGCGGUAAAUCUUAUUCAGAUUACGGAUGCCGAGAUCCGUAAUUUCUGGCGCCAGUUCUCGGCCUGCUUUCCGGCCUCCAAGUGCAAGCUGUGGAAGACACUGGAGCACGGACUGAAUCACUACGUAGAGGUACUCAAGAUGCGCGUGCAGUACGAUGCGGAAGUCGUCUUUUUGCGUCGCCAGAACGAAGAGUUGCGCCAUCUGCUACAAAAGUUUACCGUCUAGGUGCAAAUUUACUCAAUUGCAUAUCUGAACCGAAGCAAUUAUUGUCCGAUUCCGUCCAAACAUGAUAAAUUAUAAUUGUUCCUAAUCUCGCUCUUUGACAUUGCCAUGGAAACAGUCCAGAGACGUGGGGUCCCUGCUCGGGCGCCAUCGUAAACGUUGUUUCAUUUCAGAGUCGUGCAAUAAAAGCUUAUUUCGACCAAGAAA